AUGGAUUAAGAUCAUUAAGGUACAGAAAACAAUCCAAAUAGUGAUUCAAUUAAUCAAUACUAAGAAAUUAUUGACUCAAUAAAAAGUGGAAUCGAAGCAUUUAAAAGCAACGAUGAAGAUUAGGCUAUUAUCAAUUAUUUGGAAGCAAUUCUUAGUAUCGAAGAUGAAAAAGAAAAUGAGAAAUUAACAUAAUAGCAAAGAGAUGAAUUGUAGCAAUUAGAAAUAAGAUCCAGAAACUAUUUUGCAGAAGUAAAAGCUCACAUUAACGAUUUUCACAGUGUUAUUAUUCAAUCAGAAACUGUUUUAAAGCUUGACCCCACCAACUCUUAAGCAAAAUUCAUGUUAGCUAAAGGACUUCAUAAAAUGAAUAAAUUUGAAAAAGCAUUUUAGAUAAUAAGUGAACUAAAAGAAUAAACUGACAACAUUAAUAAUAGAGAAUAUCUUGAGCUUUACAGCUAAUGCGAAAAAGAUUUACAAUAAUACAUAAAAGAAGGAAAGAAAGAAGAGCAACAAAAUUACAAUAUCAAUAAAUACAAUCUAAAAAUGGGUUCUGGAAUUGGAGAUUAGGGACAGCAAUUAGAGUUUUUAUGA
Tetrahymena thermophila SB210 is the source of this 591-nucleotide messenger RNA. Its product is annotated as tetratricopeptide repeat protein. Gene Ontology annotation, molecular function: protein binding. The transcript has 6 exons. NCBI's taxonomy places the organism in Eukaryota, Ciliophora, Oligohymenophorea, Hymenostomatida, Tetrahymenidae. The record is from RefSeq and is a predicted model, not a curated record.